AUGAAUGAUGACCCAAGCGGAACGCCACUAACUAAACGGAUCAAGGCAGUGAGUGAGACGAAUGUUCCUAUCAAAUCGGUCAACAACAAAUCAGCAAAAAGCACAGGAGAAGACAUUUGCUACAUGAUGGGCGAAAAUGUGUUCAGACUCAGGGUCGGAGGAGUCGGAAUCAAAAUGACCAUUGACUCGGGAGCUGCUGCUAAUCUCGUAGACAUCGAUACAUGGAACACACUACGUGCGAAGGAAGCUAAACUGAAAUUCAGCUCCUACGUUGACCGAUCGUUAAAAGCCUAUGGAUCAUCGACGCCACUUAAUAUCAUCGGGAUGUUCACAGCAGUAAUCGAAGCAGGGGACAGUGAAGUCGAAGCGACUUUCUAUGUCGCCCAGAAUGAUAAACAAAGCCUAUUAGGAGACGAGACAGCCAAACAAUUGAAGGUACUCAAAAUAGGGUACAAUGUAGGAUCGGUUACAUCGUUUGAGAAAUUUCCAAAAAUAAAGGGAGUGUUGGUGGAAAUCCCUAUCGAUCCAAACGCGAAACCGGUUCAGCAGCCUUAUCGGCGAGCACCUUUCGCCUUGGAAUCAAAAAUUUCAGAGAAACUACAGAGCUUGUUGGAUCGAGACAUUAUUGAGAAAGAUGACCAGCCGUCCGCAUGGGUGUCUCACAUUGUGCCCGUCCUGAAGGACAACGGAGAGAUACGCCUCUGCGUAGAUAUGCGACGAGUGAACAAGGCCGUCCUCCGAGAAACUCAUCCCUUGCCAAUAGUAGACGAACUUUUUGGUGGAAUACAUGGUGCAGUUUGCUUUUCGAAGCUGGAUGUCAAGGAAGCAUACCACCAGGUUGAAAUUGCAGAGAGAUCGAGGGAAAUCACAACGUUCAUUGCAAAACAGGGCUUAUUCAGAUUUAAACGCCUCAUGUUCGGAAUAAGCUGUGCUCCAGAAUAA
Molecule: messenger RNA, 942 nt
Organism: Armigeres subalbatus
Lineage: Eukaryota; Metazoa; Arthropoda; Insecta; Diptera; Culicidae
Exons: 1
Coding region: 1-942 (313 amino acids)
Source: RefSeq, a predicted model, not a curated record